Molecule: messenger RNA, 219 nt
Organism: Ambispora leptoticha
Lineage: Eukaryota; Fungi; Glomeromycota; Glomeromycetes; Archaeosporales; Ambisporaceae
Source: the annotation of a GenBank genome assembly
AUGAGUUACAUGAGUGAUAUAUCAUUGUUAUAUGUUAAUGAGACCUGCGAUGAAUGUUAUGGUGAAGCAGAUCACAUCCACUUAAGUUCCGUAAUUGUUGUGGAACUGAAUCUUGCUGUGAAGACUUCAAAAUCUCAUCAACAAAUAAUUUUUCAAGCUGGAAUAAUAUGUCAACAUUUUCUGGCUCAAGAGAGGGUUGUUGGUGCUGUGGGCGUCUAG